GCCUCGGGGGCGCUCAAGAAGGCCCCUGUGCUGUCGUGGAGCUCCCAUUGCAUUCGGGGGUACGUGAAGCGGCAUGGGGGGGCUAUGCUCCUGCCAACAGCGGAAUUUCUGGCAGAGCUGGCUUGCGUUCGCGCAGCCGGCAACAAAUGCUGAUCUGCCUGCCAGGGUCACCCUUCAUCGGAAGCGUGCAUAUGCGGGAUCCAUGCCAUGGCUGUGCGUUUCUGUCCGACAGGACGGCAUCUUUCGCCACGGAUCUCACGAAAGCAGGCGAGAGGUUUGGGUGGUGGGAGGAGCUGGCGUUUCUGUCCGACAGGACGGCAUCUGUCGCCACAGAUCUCACGAAAGCAGGCGAGAGGUUCCGGUGGUGGGAGGAGCUGGUGUUUCUGUCCGACAGGACGGCAUCUGUCGCCACGGAUCUCACGAAAGCAGGCGAGAGGUUCCGGUGGUGGGAGGAGCUGGCGUUUCUGUCCGACAGGACGGCAUCUGUCGCCACGGAUCUCACGAAAGCAGGCGAGAGCUUCCGGUGGUGGGAGGAGCUGGCUUUUCUGUCCGACAGGACGGCAUCUGUCGCCACAGAUCUCACGAAAGCAGUCGAGAGGUUCCGGUGGUGGAAGGAGCUGGCGUCCGCGCAGCCGACAACAAAGGCUUCAGUUCCGAGAUCUGCCCGUAGGGCAUGUGCACGGCUGUGCUUCUCAUAAG
This is a messenger RNA of Vitrella brassicaformis, 699 nucleotides long. Lineage: Eukaryota; Vitrellaceae. The record is from the annotation of a GenBank genome assembly.